UAUCAUAUUAUCAUCAAUGGAUAUCGUUCAUAGCCAGGGAGCGACUGAGCUGUUUGAAGUUCAGUCUCAUUUGUACAAACACAUAUUCAGCUACAUAGAUUCCAUGUCAGUUAACUGCGCCAUUCAGCUAGCCAUACCUGACAUAAUCCACACCCAUGGCCGACCCAUAACUCUUCCACAGUUGGCCUCCAAGCUUCACAUUCACCCCAAAAAAACCAGCUGCCUCCACAGGCUCAUGCGUUUGUUGGUGCACUCCGGCUUCUUCACUAAAACAAAACUUCGUCAUCAUCAUCAUCAAAAUCAACCAGAAGAUGAUGAAGAAAAAGAAGAAGAAGAAGAAGGCUAUGCUCUCACACCUUCCUCUAGGCUCGUCGUCAAAGAUAAUGUCACCAGCCUGUCACCAUUUGUUAAAGCAAUGCUGGAUCCUGUCCUGGUGAGCCCCUGGCAUGUCUUGGGAGAUUGGCUUCGGGGGGGCAGUACUCAGGAGCUGACGCCCUUUGAGAAAACGCAUGGGAUGAGCAUAUCGAAUUACUUAAACCAAAACACAGAGUACGGUUGCGUUUUCAAUGAAGCCAUGGCCAGUGAUUCCCAGCUUAUGAGCUUCCUCGUUGACGACUACAAGCCCAUCUUUGAAGGCUUGGGCUCGUUGGUUGACGUUGGAGGGGGUACCGGGACAGUGGCGAGGAUCAUUUCUCAGGCGUUCCCUCACAUCAAAUGCACGGUGUUUGACCUUCCACACGUCGUUGCCAACCUGCCGGAGACUACCAACUUGAAAUAUGUUGGUGGUGAUAUGUUUCAGUCUAUUCCUUCUGCAGAUGCCCUUCUCUUUAAGUGGAUUUUGCAUGAUUGGAGCGAUGAGGAAUGUAUGAACAUUCUGAAGAGAUGCAAAGAGGCGAUUACAAGCAAAGGUAAGGGAGGAAAGGUAAUAAUCAUAGACGUGGUGAUAAAUGAGGAGAAGGAUGAAGAUGAUAUUACUAAAACGAAGCUCUUCUUUGACACACUCAUGAUGGUUGUCGCCACUGGAAAAGAGAGGGACAAGAAUGAAUGGGAGAAGCUCUUCUUCAAUGCUGGCUUCACCCGCUACAAUAUAGUUGCCUCCUAUGGGAUGAAAUCUGUUAUUGAGCUUUAUCCUUAAGAUUAAGAUAAUUAACUAAUAUAUUUUAUAUAUAUGAAUUUUAAGAUUAAUUAUAAUUAAGCUUAAUGUAUCUUGCUUCUUAAAGUUGUUUUCUUAAUUUUGUUUCAGUGUAUUUAUAUGCACUGGUGGCUGAAAGUUGGCUGGGGUUCUCUUUGGAAUAUAUAUAUUUUUCCUCC
Molecule: messenger RNA, 1311 nt
Organism: Corylus avellana
Lineage: Eukaryota; Viridiplantae; Streptophyta; Magnoliopsida; Fagales; Betulaceae
Product: trans-resveratrol di-O-methyltransferase-like
Molecular function (GO): protein dimerization activity; O-methyltransferase activity
Source: RefSeq, a predicted model, not a curated record